GUUUACACCGAGAAGGUCACCGGUUCAAACCCGGUAGUUGAUAUUCGUUUUGCCACUUUGCAUUUUCGUCGAACGAUGAAGAUCGCGUCGUUUUUGCCAGCGGGGACAACGAUCUGCUACGAGCUCGGGCUCGCCGACCUCCUCUCGUGCGUCACCUUCGAGUGCCAAUUUCCCAAAGAGGCGCUGGCCAAGCCCAAGGUCAUUCGGUGCGUCUUUGACUCGGCGACGCACUCGUCCGGGGCCAUUGACCAGCUCGUGAGUGACAGCGCUACUUCUGGCACGCCGCUGUACGAGAUCAACGAGGCGCUUCUGGGCGACGUAGACAUUGUCUUGCUCCAAGAUCUGUGCGAGGUAUGCGCAAUUGGGCCGGCCAACGUCCUGCCCGUCCUCGAAAAGCUUGGUGUCCGGACCAAGAUCGUCUACUUGACUGCGCGCGGGCUCCAAGGCUUGUACAAGGACGUCAUGGCCAUCGCCACAGCGUGCGGCGUCGCAGGCCGCGGCCAGGCCAUGGUCGCCAGUAUGAAGGGUCGCGUCGACGCCGUCGUCUCUGCCCUCGACGGCUGCCAUCCACUCAAGACCGUGUGCGUCGAGUGGCUCGAUCCAAUCUACAAUGCUGGCCAUUGGAUGCCCGAGCUUGUGACGCUUGCGGGCGGCUACGACCCGCUCGCAGCACCCGAGACGUUUUCGGUCGCGAUCGACUGGAGCCACGUGGCCGACGCGGGCGCCGAAGCCCUUGUGAUCAUGCCCUGCGGCUUUGACUUGGCGCGGAGCAUCAAGGAAAGCUUCGCGCUGCUGCCGUCCAAGAAGGGGUUUCAAGACAUUCCUGCUGUGCAGUCCGGCCGCGUCUUUAUCUUUGAUGCGAACCGCCUCUUUAGCGGCGCUUCGCCGGCGCUUGUGGACGGCCUCGAGAUCCUCGCGCACCUCCUGCACCCGGACCGGUACCCCGCGCUUCCCCGCUUCAAGGACGACUAUCGCAUCGUGGAUCUCCUUCACACUGCGAGUCCAACGACACCGAAAUGAGUCCACGCAUUCGUAGCAGUGAUAAUCCACCCGCAUGUUCAUCUCGCCGACGUGGCUGGCGUAUGCGCACCGAUGCUCACGAGCAGGAAUAUCUCGGCUACAGGUAUAUGGGCAGGCGACAGAUCCCUUGGUCCAUCGGACCUGGCACUGGCCAUGACUGGCCACGGCGCCAUGGCCGACUCAUGGCUCCGUACGACGCUUACUACUCGCCCUCGCGCAUGAACGGUACUCGCCUGCUGGAGGAGCGAGAGCACGCAGGCGUCGUCGAGCUGGCGAUGCAUGGUCGUGACGAGUGGCGACCGAUCCGAAAUCAUGAAAAUUGAGUUGGGUUUCG
Saprolegnia diclina VS20 is the source of this 1354-nucleotide messenger RNA. RefSeq lists its product as hypothetical. Lineage: Eukaryota; Oomycota; Saprolegniomycetes; Saprolegniales; Saprolegniaceae. The record is from RefSeq and is a predicted model, not a curated record. The transcript has 2 exons. The coding region runs from base 76 to 1020 and encodes 314 amino acids.